GAAGACCAGCAAAGCCAAGAAUCAACGCUGAAAACCGAGUACGUUCCUCCGUUAGCUAACCUUCCUGGAACGGAGCAUAGUCCGAUUCAGCGUCCAGUCAACCUGCUUGAUCAAAUACAUAAGUGGAACAUCAAAUUUAACCAGGGCAGGGAUCCUAUAGAGUUUAUAGAACGCAUAGAAGAACUAGCGCUAAUUUACGGAGUAGAAUUAAACCAUCUUAUAAAAACUAUGCCGGAACUCUUUCAGGAUAAGGCUCUCAUAUGGCUGAGGAACAAUAACGGACACUGGAUAAGCUGGAAAGAAUUCAAGAAAGAUUUCCUAAAUUUCUUUUUACCUCCAAGAUAUUUUGAAAAAUUAGAUGACGAAAUCAGAAAAAGGGUACAAAGACCCAAGGAAUUUUUCAAGGAGUACGUCUUGGCCAUCCAGAAGCUAAUGCAACACGCGGAAAUGACGGAAGAACAAAAGCUGGAACGUAUUUUUAGAAAUUCCCUAGCAGAAUACCAGUGGUACAUAAGACGCAAAGACUUUAACUCCUUGUCGGAAUUGAUUAAGCUAGCAGAUGACAUGGAAAGUAUUCCGAAUACCGUCCGACAUGAACCACCACGCCAUUACCAGAACUUCAAUCGAAAUGCAGAUUAUUCAAAACCCAACUCUCACCGAAUAGAAAGAAAUUAUUGGGCUACGGAAGAGCCGGCCCCAAAAAGAAAUUACAAAACUUCAUUUAAAUGCGAGGCAAACCGACUAACCGCCAGAAUGGUCAUUGAAGGACGACUAGUAACCGCUACAGUGGACACGGGGGCCACAAGUUGUUUUAUAAAAAAGGAGUUAGCCGAAGAAUUGAAGCAAAAUCCAGUGUAUAAUCGACACCAAACAAAUGUUAUUCUUGCAGAUGGGACCGCUGUUAAUAUUACCAAGUCAAUUACACUCCACGUAAUUUUUGGAAGCCAAAGUACAGAAAUGCCAUUCCUAACAAUGCCCAAAUUCCAAGAAGAUAUCAUCAUUGGUCUGGAAUUUUUCAAGCGAUUCCCCACUACGAUUUAUUGUGCCGGACUCAGCGUGACACUCUACGAACCGGAACGGCAAACGGAACAGUGUAUCAUGAUCAGCGAGGCUAACCCUACCCAGAAAGAGACAAUGACGGUAUUAGCCAAAAAGUAAUUUAAGAAAGAAAACAUAUAAAUAUAAUAACAAAUACGUGUUUAAGAUAAGUUCUGAAAUUGUUAUCUACAUCUCACAACACACUGCGAUUAUGGACGGAGAUAGUCCAAAGACAAAAAAAUUUAAGGAAGCGAUGAAAAAAUUCCGUACCCACUUUGAGAGGGCAGAGUCACAGCGACGUCGAACCAUUUUUAUUGAUGACGAUGAUAUUCCGAGUACCAGCCGCAAUGCACCGAGACGAUGUACAAAACAACGGGAUCGCCCUCCAUCCCUAAGAGGCGAAGAUCAUAUAUUCUUUAGAAUGGAAGAAACAGCCAAUAAUAUCGCAGACGUACGCCCGACAUUCCCAGAUACACAUGGCAAAAAUAAUGAAAAGCGCACAGAAAGGCAAGGUUCACCACGUCCGAAUGAUGCCACCGUACAUCCUGAGGUACCACGAACACCAAUAUACAUAUCAUGCAGUGAGUCAACUCAAGAUAGUACCGAUAUGUCCGAUAUAAACACACCCACUACUUCCAUAUAUUCCGAGUUGCCGAUCACGCCGGGAAAAAAUGUUGCCAAUUACUCCGACGAACAAUCCACGCUUCCACGACCACCGAUGGAGACGAGCGGCGAAUCAUCUGUUUCAGACAUAGAUGAAGAUGAGUGGCGUAACUUCUAUGGGUAUGAGGAUAAGAAUAUAGAGAAGAAGUCGCCGACAGCACCUCCUAGUCCAUCAUCCACCGAGUCCGAUGAAGAAAACUACAAAUGCCCAAGUCCAAAGCCUAGGAAAGGUUUGGGUUUCAUCGAGCAGAAAGAUCGUGAGUAUCGCUAUUUGGGGUUCAGAUGCUACGAACGAACUGUCACUGUAAAAUUGCUGGUUCCGGAUCAGGAUAAAACACCGAUACUAGCCAUCAACGGAGAAGAAAUUAGUAAGGCCUUAUCCGCAGAACCAAGUAUAUAUGAUCAAAUGCCCGAUUUGGAGCCCAUAAUUGACAGUUCAGAAACCAUAGCUGCCACCCAAGUAACAAGCGACAAUGACGAGGAAGCUUCAAGAUCGUAAGUAAACAGUUUCGUAACCGUUUCCGAAACCCCAGACCUGGAAUGGUGGACGCAGUGGCACGCAAUAGUUGGAGUAAAGACUCCAUCACCUAUUCGAAUUUCGAUUGAACCAGAAAUGGCGACAAAACGGAAUGUGAAUGUAACUGAAAGGCCCGUAGCCGAGAAUCCGAGAACGCCAUUUACAAACACGAAGGAUGAUGGAAUAGUGGGACAAGGUUUUUCGCAAACGUCAUACUCAUUGGCGAGUCCAUCUUCGUCACCCUCAAAAUCAUCAUCAUCCCCAUCAGCAACUUCAUCCUCGGCAUACUCAAAGUCAAUAGUAUCCUCAUCAUCAACUUCAUCAUAUAUACCAUGCCAACUACCAUUCAUAACUUCCAGUAACACAUUUACCAACCCGAGAGAACCAUCAUCCCCCACAGAAAUAUCAAAAGUCCCCUUAUGCGCCAACGUAGCACCAGCUAGCCACCACCCAAACUACCUAGAAGAAAUAUUCGUCCCGAAUGCGGAAGAGGGUAAAGAACGUCCAAGCCAAGGCACAACUUCCAUCACCGAAGGGAAGGAACAAAUUAGCAACAGUCAUGACACUUGGAGCCAAGUUCCACCGGAUAACUAUCCUAGUGACUUGCGGGACAUUAUUGUCAAAUUCCUGAGUAGGUCCAAAAGGGGCAAACGGGCGAGAAAAUUAAUCCGACUACGGGAUCAACAAUACCGAAUUACCGUCACGGCCAAUGGUGCAGUGAUGGUCUUCCACAAAAAUCUCUACGGAGGCUCCAAAAUUCACCCGAAUUCACGCUAGCUGAAAGGACGUAGAAAUUGAGGAGGCGAGAAUAUUAAAUUGAACAAUUCGAUGGGCUUCCGCCUGUUGAUAUGCAACAGGCUAGACGAAGCCACAUAAGAUUGAAAACAAAUCAGGGGAGAGAUGGGAGGCCUUGUAACGAGCCAAAAGUCGGAACCUUGUUUUUGGGCCACAAAAUUAAAUAAAAUAUUUGAAUUAUAAAUGUAUUAAUAUUUUAUUUGAAAUCAUGUUUUAUGUUAUGUGACACAAUAAUUGAAUUACUAGUUAUUUAAAGAAAAUAUAUGAAAUUUAUGGUAUUCGGUUUUGUUUUUGAAAUUAACGGUCAAACUGAUCCCCCUAGUGGUCAUAUGAUAGACUAACCCUGAACAACGACGAUGAGAUCCGUACGGCGUCAAAAUAUAAUCAGUCGACAUCGAGCCACUGAAACAGUAUAAAAGGAGGCGCAAUCGACACAAUCGGGACAGUCUUCUGUGGAUGGCUGUUGUGCUAAGUGGGGUUUUUAACGUUCCCUUGGCAGUAAAUUUAGUUAGUUUGUGUAGUCUAGAGAGUUAAGUGGGGUUUUUAACGUUCCCUUGGCUCUAAGGUUUUUGUGUGUGUGUCUCGGCUGUUGAGUGGAGUGGGGUUUUAACGUUCCUUCCCUCUCCAGACAUAUGUUGGUGUGGGCUUUAGAGUUGAGUGGGGUUUUAACGUUCCCUCGGCUCUAAGGUUUGUGUGAGUGUCUCGGCUGUUGAGUGCAGCGGGGUUUUAACGUUCCCUCCUCUCUCAGACCGCAGUGAGAGCAGUCGGUAGGGUUGAGUGGGGUUUUAAACGUUCCCUCGACCCGUGCUGUCAUUGGGCUGUCGCUGUGCCUAGCUGCUGCCAACCUUCGUGUGCUGCCAUCGGGCUGCCGUUAUUCUUCAUGUGCUGCCAUCGGGCUGCCGUUAUUCUUCGUGUGCUGUCAUCGGGCUGCCGCUGUGCCUAGCUGCUGCCAACCUUCGAGUGCUGUCAUCGGGCUACCGCUGUGCCUAGCUGCUGCCAACCUUCGAGUGCUGUCAUCGGGCUGCCGCUGUGCUUUGCUGCCGUCAUUCUG
Molecule: messenger RNA, 4064 nt
Organism: Musca vetustissima
Lineage: Eukaryota; Metazoa; Arthropoda; Insecta; Diptera; Muscidae
Exons: 2
Coding region: 1250-2200 (316 amino acids)
Source: RefSeq, a predicted model, not a curated record